Messenger RNA from Lingula anatina, 543 nucleotides. RefSeq lists its product as uncharacterized. Gene Ontology annotation, cellular component: membrane. The record is from RefSeq and is a predicted model, not a curated record. Lineage: Eukaryota; Metazoa; Brachiopoda; Lingulata; Lingulida; Lingulidae.
AUGAACGGACAGUUCAGUUACCGUAUCUUUUUAGGUCCUUCGGACUAUACGGGACAAUUGGGGCGCUCUGGCCCUCCUGGCCUACUCGGACCGAAGGGAAACCCUGGAAAGCGAGGCCCGAAAGGGGAACUGGGGAGAAUAGGAAUUCCUGGGUUGCCAGGUCUCCGAGGUCCAAUUAGUCCUAACGGUGCCCCUGGCAUCAGAGGUCCAACAGGCCCCCCUGGUCUUCCGGGCGCCGAAUGCGUUUAUGAUGACCCUAAAGGAGACCCUAAAGGCGACUGCGUUUAUGAAGAUUCUAAACGAGACACUAAGGGCGACUGCUUUUCUGAAGACCCUAUAGGAGACAUUAAAGGCGAAUGCGUUUAUGAAGACCCUAGAGGAGAGACUAAAGGCGGCUGCCUUUAUGAAGACCCUGAUGGAGACCCUAGAGGCGACUGCGUUUAUGAAGACCCUAUAGGUGACCCUAAAGGAGACUUUGCAUCCCGCCGUAACCUAAGAGAACAAUCAGACUUAGUGGAAAGGGAAUCUAGGAAACAACAAUAA